Equus caballus (horse) is the source of this 2868-nucleotide messenger RNA. Lineage: Eukaryota; Metazoa; Chordata; Mammalia; Perissodactyla; Equidae. The record is from RefSeq and is a predicted model, not a curated record.
GGAGUCACCCGAGCCCGGCCCCUCGGUGCAGAAUCCAGCCCUGGUUAGGAGUGUCUUGGGCUAUCCCAGGUUCUUCGGCUGGAAGGAGUCCACUCUCAGGGAGCCACGGGCUGGGCUGAGAGGAGGGGGAGCUCGUCACGCUGGAGCUGGGAGGCCAAGCAGGACUGGAUCUGGCCGAAGCCCCAAAUCUGGGGCCCAAGUCUGGUCCUGGGAAGCCUGGCCUCUCCAGGCCUCUUGCCUUCUCCCUGUUGGCCAUUUGGCAUCUGAGUCUGGACCUAGCCUUGCCAGGACAUCUGGGGUCAUGGUGUGUUGUCCCUGGAGUCAGGGCGCUCACCAGGGCAGUGCAUUAAAGAGGAGCAGGGUCUCAUGGGCGGGGGGACAUGGGGAGGGUAACAGUAGUCUGACAGCGAGGGAACAGUGCAACCAGGGCCUGUGCUGGACCAGGCUCCGGGCUGUCACUGGAGCCAGAGUCCUGUUGAGUGGUCACGCCCUGACAAGGGCCUGUGGAGGGGCUGCUGAGCUCCUGGGCAGAGGCUGACAGUGAAGAGCACCCCAGGGUGGGGACUGUUGGGGAGGGCUCUUUGGGGUCUGGGAGCCAUCCCAGAACUGGUGGGUGACACUGCCUUCCUGUUAGGGGAACAGGCACAGAGGGGACCCCUGUGGGGAUGAGGGACACAGACAAGCUCAGAGGAAACCACCAAGGGGCUUUGAUAGGUCCAGGGACCCUGUGGAUCCCUCAGCUCAGUUCCCAUCAGCUGUGUCCCAGAAGGACCCCACUCUCCGUGGCGUGGCCCCAACGCCCUGAGCAGAACCCUCUGGAAUUUGGCUGUAGCAAGGGGAAGACAGAGCCAUCUGGAUCUUCUUAAGCUCUAGGUACCCUCACUUUCCCCUUCUGAGCCCACAGGGUCAUACAUACGUGUUUAUAAAACUUCCCACAGUAGUAUUACAGUAUUUUUUUUCCUAAAGAAGGCCUCUCCAAAUUGUUUAAGACCUGACCCACUCCUGUCAAGGGAGAUGGCAUGUGUGGGGCUAUGGCCUUGUGACCCAGAGUUCCUGCUGCUCACAACACCCACCACCCACCCCAGGAGGGGCCUCUUAACAGCAGUCAGGAGUGUGGGAGGGCCUCUGCCCCAUAGGGCCCAGGCUGUGAGGGCCUGUCGUGGGGUAAACACUAAUUAGGCCCCACCACACCCUCUUGGGCAGCUCUGGGGGUUGAGGAAGCCUGCAGAGGGGAGGGGACCUCAGACUGCUGUCCCAGGCCUGGACCGUGUGAACGGGGACUCGCAAGGACCUUCCUUCCAUGUGGGGGUCACAUCCCUCCAGCCCGCUGCCUCCAAGGCAGCCUCAUGCCCCCGCCACUCUUUGGCCCACCUGCUGGUUGCUCAGGGCCCCCUGCCAAGUGGCCCCUCCCUAGCAUAUCAGUGACAACAUGGAGGGAACAGAUGUUUACCAAGAGCUUGCAUGAUCCCACCAGUGACACGACCAGGAAGGCAUGGCUGUCCCCAUUUUAUAGAUGAGGAAACUGAGGCUCGGAUCGGGCUAGUGACUAAGAGAAGCAGCACGUGGCAUGUGGCUUGAGGCUUCUCUCUCCUUUCUGAGUAACCAGGGAGGCGGCCUGGCCCCCUAAGCCCGUGAUGCGUCAGGGAACGGUAGUGUGGCUUUCUGGGAAUUCCUGCUAGGGCCAGAAGCACCUCCUCAAGGGGUGGUGGGUCCUCCACCUACUCCUCCAGGACCUCCUGGGGGCACUGCCGACCUCAUGGGGCCUCCCCGCAAGGCCAGGCCCCAAGGUGCAGCAGGGGCCGGUUCCCUCAUGUGCCGCCUGUCCCAGCGCUGGGCCACCCACGCGCUCCCAUGAGUGAGAACCAGCUGACUGCCAGCUGGGGGUGACAAGGCCUCUGGUCAAUGGUGUGUCCUCCUUUGCCUUGGGCGACGCAUGGCUGGGGUCCCCCUACCUGUCCGAUGGAGGCAGCAAAUUCACUCUGCAGAGCCCAGGGCCUUGGGAAUAGGGAGGGGCUGGCCCCACUUCACUUGUGUUCCUGGCCUGAAGGGCUGCCCAGGUCCCCAGGCCCAGGGAACUCCCAGCGCUCUGACUAGGCCACCCUGGGGACCCGGGACAACAGGCUGGGAGUCCUAGGCCUUGUCUGAGUACACACCAGUGCCCAGGCUGUGGGGAGCUCCAGCCCAGGGGGCUGGCACAGCUGCUGUCCCAGUGCCCCUCAUCCCACAGGGAACUUGGGCCACUGGCCUGGGGGAGGCGCAUGGCCCGGACUGACCUCUCCGUCCAGCUUCAGCCCUGCUCCCUGGCCCUGCCCUCACAGGGUCCCAGGAUAGGAGGUGUGGGGGUCUCCUGCUGCCAGAGGGGCAGCGUCUGGGCCACAGCACUGGGGCGCCCCACCCAGCCUCUUCCUCCUGAGCCGUCUGUGCUGACUCAUCGCCAGAUGUCCCACUCAGCCGGGGCCCAGCCAGGCAUCAGAGGCAUCUAUAAAAGCACACUGGUGCUCGCCCCACCAUCCUGCUGGGCCACGACCUGCUGCCACACAAUGCUGGGAAGCCUGGGGAAGCUUGCCGCCGAGGGCCUGGCCCACCGCACAGAGAAGGCCACUGAGGAGGCUGCUCAUGUCGUGGAGGGAGUGGUGAAGGAGGUGGUGGAGCAUGCCAAGGAGGCUGGAGAGAAAGCCAUCGCCGAAGCCUUAAAGAAGGCCCAUGAGACAGGGGACAAAGUGGUGAAGGAAGUCACUGACACAGUGACCAACACAGUCACAAAUGCUGUCACCCACGCGGCGGAAGGCCUGGGGAAGCUGGGACAGUGAGCACCCCCACCACCACUGGCCUCUUCCUGAACCUCAAUAAAAAGCUGUGAAAUGUGUA